AUGAGUAAAAAGCUCAAGGAGCUGGUGUCCCUACUCAAGCCGUCGGAGGUACGCCUGCUGAAGGAGGAGUUUGCACUUCGCGACACGCACAACGGUGGCGCCAUCAGCGUGGCCGACGCCAGGCGCGUGGUGCACGAGUGGCGAGACCACAUGGGUCUGACCACCAGCGUGGAAUUUCUUGUGGAUCGUAUUCGCGCCGCCAGCGACCAUCCGGAUCCCGACCGGCACCUCGGUGACGUCGAUAGGUUUGUGACGUGGAGCCGCUUCCUGUGCGUCAUGGCGCUUCCGGUGAUCGCGGCGCGGCCCAACACCUGGGGUGGUUCCGACUACGUCGCCUUCCUGGAGGACGACCACAUCGGCCUCCUCGGCUCGAUGCGCUUCCCGUUCGACGGUGCCUCGGAGUCCAACAAGAGCCCGGGAGCAACCAGCGCCGAGUCCGAUGACGAGGACGACUGAGGACGGCGCAGCACCAGCGACUGUCUUAAAUUUCGCGUCUCGUGCGGCACUAUAGGGAGAUUUUC
Rhipicephalus sanguineus (brown dog tick) is the source of this 521-nucleotide messenger RNA. RefSeq lists its product as uncharacterized. Bases 1 to 456 code for a protein of 151 amino acids. The record is from RefSeq and is a predicted model, not a curated record. Lineage: Eukaryota; Metazoa; Arthropoda; Arachnida; Ixodida; Ixodidae. The transcript has 4 exons.